Molecule: messenger RNA, 2826 nt
Organism: Plutella xylostella (diamondback moth)
Lineage: Eukaryota; Metazoa; Arthropoda; Insecta; Lepidoptera; Plutellidae
Source: RefSeq, a predicted model, not a curated record
CCGGUGCUGGCUGGAAAGAAACACAAGCCAUAAGCUCUCCGACCUCCAUGGAGUUCGAACGCGCGUGAAAAAUAAUAUUUAAAUUUGACAACUGUUGUUUGUCAUCCGGCCUCCUUCGGUUGAACUUUUUCGUGUUUCGCUUCCCGCGUUUUCAUUCCAUAGACAAUUAAUUUUUAUUUUAAAAGAAAAGUUUUCAUAAACUUUUCAGUGAAAUUCAACGAGUGUAUUUUUCAUAAUAUCUGUUGCUGAAAGCAAAACAGCUGCAAGAUGGAAGGGUGCGGUAUGAACUGUAUAAAAUACCUUCUGGGUGUAUUCAAUGCGAUUUUUGUGAUCCUGGGCGUGGUGAUCAUAGCGACGGCAUGCGUGGACAUGGGCAUGAUCAAGGGGUUCGCGGCGAUGGAGUCAUCAGCCGGCCACGAGACCGACGCCGUGCUGAUCGCUGUCGGCGUCCUCAUCAUCAUCGUGGCCGCCUUCGGCUGCUUCGGGGCCUGGAAGGAGAGCCCUAAGCUGCUGUAUAUUUACGUGGGCUGCCUCAUCAUCAUCAUCCUGCUGGAGCUGUCCGUGGGCAUCGCGGCGGCGGCGCUGCGCCCGCAGCUCGAGGGCACCAUGAAGACUCAGCUGCGGGCCUCCUUCAUCAAGAACAAGUCUACAAGGGACGAGGAUUCCGCUCACCGGGAGUUCUGGGACCGGAUCCAGAGUAACCUGGAAUGCUGCGGCGUGAGCGGCCCUGACGACUACUCCUCCCCCGCCCCGCGCCUCAACCCCUCCUUCUCGUGCUGCCCCCCCGACCCUCAGUCCGAGAAGGCGGUGGAACUCCAGCGAUCCGAGUGCCUCAACCAGAACCGCUACUUCACCGAGGGCUGUGAGGAUAAGGUGCUGUCGACGGUGCACAGCGCGGGGCUGACGGUGAUUGUCUGCGGGAUACUGUUUUGUGUGCUUGAGGUGGCCGGCAUAAUCCUAGCGCUCUGGCUUGCACACUCUAUCAAGAACGAAGGCAAGAGUCGGGAGACAGCAUAAAUUAUAUACAUAACUAUGGAUAUUAAACAUAAAUUUAAAUCAUUAUAAGUAGUCUGUCUGUCGCUAAAAUUGAAUUUUUACGUUACCUCAUUAUUGUAUGUACACUAUUAAAUGUAUAAUUAAUUGUAUGUAGACUUUCAGAAGGCUCACAUUGUAUAUUAUUUUAUAUUCUAAGUAUUAGGUAUUAUGUAUUUAUCACGUACCUAUUUAAAACAUAGCGGGAGAAGCUAGACUUACCUUGGUCCAAGAAGUUUUUUUUUUAUCUAAGAAAUCUUUAAUUUAUAAAUCACAUCAUCCCAUGGGUAUGGGUAUGUAUGUAAGUACUAUUCUUUAUUACAGCUAGCAGUUGGUAGUAUUAAAAAAAUAUGGUAAAACAAUAAGUCAUUAUUAAUUAUAACCGUAAUUGUUUUGUACCUGCAGAUAAUAAAGCUUAAAGUAUACUUACUUAGUUUUUAAGUUAUACGCUCGAUAACGCACUGAAUUUAAAGGGUGCUUUAUCAAAGUUGUAUUGUUUUAAGAUCAAUGAGCAUGCAAGUAUUUAGUGUUUAUAAAAAUUGUUUUGAAGUUAAUUGAAGUUUACUCUUACGUUCAUAAUAUUGAACAUGCUUUCAUACAUCUAUUCAUCUUGCUUUUUGGAACAGUGUAGGUCCGUAGUUAAUGUGUAGGUAUUAAUAAUUUAUUUUAUGUGUGCGAGUUAGUUUUAUAUACUUACUUAACUACCAAAGUAAAAAAUCUUUAAAAUAAGUGUUAUUUAUAAGAAAACCAUUUAUAAAUGUACCUAAUUCCAUAAUCUGACCUCCGAGAGUUACUGAUUGUUGAUCAAUGUAAAAGAGUUUAUCCUGCGUUCAAGAUAUUAUAAUUAAGAAGAAUUUAAACAUAACAUUUAUUUACAAAGCAUCUUAAUUAAAUAAAUACUUAGAAGCGUAAAUAUUUAUCACCAUCAUAAUUUUACUAUACACUCACGGACAAUGAAAAGGUUCCACUGAGAAAAGCACCAAAUUACUUCUAAACGGAAAAGGCUAGCUUAAUGCCGUCUUCUGCAACAUUGAAGUACAUUUAACAGAGCAUCAGGAUAUAACCAACUAAAAUCGGUAAUAUUUUGUUUCAAUUUUAAAAUAAUUCUUUUAAAAAAUGGGGGUCGUUUGUUGUUGGCAUUUUGUGAGUGGAAAUUUUUCAUUGCCCGGCAGUGUAAAUACUUACUUACCUAACUAUAACUACUUAUCUCUUGUUAUCUUAGAAUUAAAUAAAAUGUAAAAUCUCUCCGUCCUUCAUUGAUAAGAAAUGAGCUUUGUGUUUUCUAGUAUCACAUUUAGAUACAACUGUACUAAUUAACAUAGCUAUUCGCAAGUGUAUGAUCUCAUUCUGGCGGAGGCCAAUUUAAUUUUAUUGGGUUUUAAUUGGUCCAGAUUGGAGUCAUUAGAUUUGUAUGACAAACGACGCUGAUUCUAUACAAGACUCGUAGCCACUUCUUGUAGACUUGGAGUGCGAGUUUUUACACCGUUGGAGCAGUGAAGAGUAAACGCUAAUUUCUAUAGUGCUGGAGAGUGCCAUAGACUAUAUGGUACUAUCUCCGCACUAUAAAAAUACACGUUUCCUACUUCUCGAAUGGUGAAAAAAACUCACACUAGGAACUCAGAAUCAGCGGCAGUAUUCUUCAUACAAGUGGAGUAGGCACCAGUUUAUUUAAACUUUAAAUGUGACUAGUGGCAUACGUAAAUAUUAUAAAUUAAUUACGUUAUUAAUACCUAAUUAUCACUUAUGUUAAAAAGAGUCUUUUAAUGUCGAUGUUGAAUAGAUUUUCAAAAUAAA